Molecule: messenger RNA, 1701 nt
Organism: Telopea speciosissima
Lineage: Eukaryota; Viridiplantae; Streptophyta; Magnoliopsida; Proteales; Proteaceae
Product: immune-associated nucleotide-binding protein 10-like
Exons: 6
Coding region: 61-1671 (536 amino acids)
Source: RefSeq, a predicted model, not a curated record
UUUACAAGAUUUAUUAGCUUUGUUGAAAUAGGAGGUUUUUGAUCCAUUGAAGCAACAAGUAUGCCACCUUUUCACGGUAAUGGAUGUGAAAUUACUGUGCAGGGGCCAGAUCCAAAGCUUCCCCAUAACUGCAGAGCUAUCAUGAAACGCUCAGAAUCAACCGGCUGUGGAAUCCCUACAGAGAAGCUGUAUGAGCAUCUCAGCUCUGGAGUGUUCUUAGACCAUAAAAGAAAGAAGUAUUGGAUUGAUCCAAAAACAGGCUACAAUUGUUUCAUGCUAUUUGCAAGAGAUCUUUCAAUCACUUGGGGUGAUGACAAAAGUUACUGGAAAUGGGAUUCUUUGCAAGAAACAAGCAAUGUGCAUGUUGACAUAGCUGAACUCAUAAACGUCUGUUGGCUUGAGGUGCGCGGAAAUCUUGACACAUCAAAUCUCUCACCAGGAGUCAUGUAUGAGGUUGCAUUUGUGGUGAUGUUGAAAGAUUGUGCCAAUGGAUGGAAUGUUCCAGUGAACUUUGAACUCAUACUCCCUAAUGGAAAGAAGCAGGAACAUAAAGUGAAUUUGCAUUCCAAGCCUAAGAGACAAUGGAUUGAAGUUCUGGUAGGGGAGUUUUGGACAUGUCAAGAUAUGGAUGGAGACAUGCAAUUCUCUAUCCUUGAAACCAAGGGAGGGCACUGGAAGAGUGGGCUUGUCAUCAAGGGUGCCAUUAUUCGACCAAAGAGAAACUGUGAUACUGAGAAACCAGGCAAUAAACACUUUACAGUGAUCUCAAAGGAUCUUUCAAUCACUUGGGGCGAUGACCAGCAAUACUGGAACUGGUACUGUUUGAAUGAAACAAGUAACAUUCUUGUCGACGUUGCUGAACUUUUGAAUGUCUGGUGGCUUGAAGUGCGUGGAAAUUUUGACACUUCAAACCUAACACCCAGAGUAAUGUAUGAGAUUUCAUUUGUAGUGAUGUUAAGAGAAUCCAUAUAUGGGUGGGAAGUUCCAGUAAACCUUCAACUCGUACUCCCUGAUGGAGAAAGAAAGGAACGUAAGGAGUGGCUUCUUUCCAAACCAAGAGGACAAUGGGUUGAGAUUCUGGUUGGGGAAUUCUGCACAUCACCAGAGAAGGCCGGAGACCUGCAGUUCUCCCUCUUUGAAUUUGGUGGGCAGGCAAAGAAAGGGCUUGUCAUCAAAGGUGUCAUAAUCAAGCCAAGAAAAAGCAUUGAUGAGAAAUUAAACAAUGAUUGCUUUACGUUGAUCGCAAGAGAUCUUUUGAUCGCUUGGGGUGACAACAACUGUUACUGGCGCUGGUCUUGUUGGAAAGAAAAUAAGGAUGUAUAUGUUGAGGUAGCAGAACUUUUAAAGGUGUGUUCACUUGAUGUGCAUGGAAAGUUUGAUACAUCAAAACUUUCACCAGGAAUCAUGUAUGAGGUUGCAUUCACAGUGAUGUUGAAAGAUAAUGCAUUCGGAUGGGAAGUUCCUGUGCACUUUCGACUUCUACUUCCAGAUGGAAAAACACAGGAACAUGAAGAACACCUGCUUUCAAAACCUAGAGGAGAAUGGAUAGAGCUUAAAGUAGGGGAAUUCCAGGCAUCCCCUGAAAAGGCUGGAGACAUUCAAUUCUCACUCUUUGGGAACCGGAAGAGCGGACUCAUAAUCAAAGGUGUCACAAUUCGGCCAAAGAACUGAAUCUAAAGCCACUUUAUAUUUAUAGAUAUA